Camellia sinensis is the source of this 1007-nucleotide messenger RNA. The record is from RefSeq and is a predicted model, not a curated record. NCBI's taxonomy places the organism in Eukaryota, Viridiplantae, Streptophyta, Magnoliopsida, Ericales, Theaceae.
CUGUUUUCAAGAGUUGGCUCUGAGAAUCUGUUUGUUUGCUGAUGUCUGGCAGCAUGACAUCUGUUACAGGUCUGAACAACAAUGAAUAUCAGAUAGCAAGAGGACAGGUACUGAACCGCAAUACAGGACUGGACAAGACUUGCAAUUUUGUGAAGGCAGAUUUCAUGAAAAUGCCAUUUCCUGACAAUAGUUUUGAUGCAAUAUAUGCAAUUGAGGCUACCUGCCAUGCUCCAGAUCCGGUUGGCUGCUAUAAAGAGAUUUAUAGAGUAUUGAAGCCUGGUCAGUGUUUUGCUGCGUAUGAGUGGUGCAUGACCAAUGCCUUUGAUAUCCGUAACAAAGGACACCAAAAAAUCAAGGCAGAAAUAGAGCUUGGUAAUGGUCUCCCUGAUGUCAGGGCUACAGGACAAUGCCUUGAUGCUCUGAAGCAAGCAGGUUUUGAAGUCAUAUGGGAUAAAGAUCUUGCUGCAAACUCACCCAUCCCUUGGUACUUGCCUUUGGAUAAAAGUCACUUCUCACUGAGUAGCUUCCGUCUAACAGCCGUCGGACGUUUUGUUACCAGAAACAUGGUCAUGGCUCUAGAAUAUACAGGACUUGCCCCUAAGGGAAGUCAAAGGGUUCAAGCUUUCUUGGAGAAAGCUGCAGAAGGGCUAGUUGAUGGUGGAAGGAAGGAGAUCUUCACACCAAUGUAUUUCUUCUUGGUUCGGAAGCCUCAUUUGGAUAGGCAGUAAUGCUGAAGUAUGCAUUAAUCAACAAGCUGAUGUAUUAGUGAAGCUUUCUGGUAAUUCUGGCCAGUUAGAGGUUUUUGUCCAGUUUGCAUGUUUUUGGGUUUUUUUAGGUUUCCAAGUUGAUUGUCAUAGUUUCCUGUGACUAGUUUGCUGUUUAACUAAAUUUAUUUUCUGUUUCUUUGCUUAUCAAAAUUCAUAAAUUAUGUAAUGUGUGAAAUUUUCCUUACCUAGCACAGUGGUUUUGUGCUGACUUAAUUGAUUUGUUGUUCUCAUUCUUAAGCU